Molecule: messenger RNA, 282 nt
Organism: Chanos chanos (milkfish)
Lineage: Eukaryota; Metazoa; Chordata; Actinopteri; Gonorynchiformes; Chanidae
Product: liver-expressed antimicrobial peptide 2
Exons: 3
Coding region: 27-281 (84 amino acids)
Biological process (GO): antimicrobial humoral immune response mediated by antimicrobial peptide; defense response to bacterium
Source: RefSeq, a predicted model, not a curated record
GUCUCAAGUGCACCUCUGAAAAUCCCAUGGUCAGCAUGAAUCCCAUUCGCCUAAAGCUCCUUGCUGUGGCUAUGCUUCUGUCUUUGCUCUGUGCCAUGGAGGUCCAAACAGCUCCAUUGGAGGAGAACUGGGCCUCAGGCAUAAUACAUCGUGCAAAGCGUUCGUUGCUAUGGCGAUGGAACACCCUGAAACCUGUGGGUGCCAGUUGUAGACACUUCUCGGAGUGUGCCACCAAUUACUGCAGAAGAAACGUCUGUACCUUCCCAAGCGUUUCCUCUUAAA